AGGCACUUGAGGGUGUGUCAGUGAUAGUGUCCAUUCAGUGACAGCAUCCAUUCAGUAAGUAUUGUUCAUUACAAUGAAGAUGCUCGUGGGCCAGGCAGUUCUGAUGGUGUUGGUUAGUUCAGUGGCUGUAGUUGUGAAAGAUUUUACAAAAACAUGUCCACAAUUCUUUGCAACACCAAAUGGAAAAACUACUCCUCCGACAGUCUUUAUUGGGAGUCAAUACAAGGAGAUUUGUCAUAAACAAGCCAGUCAGAACGUUUAUGAAUUUGCGUCACAUUACGACUCAAAGAACCGGAUUCCAGUGUACUCUGCCUAUGUGUUUGUCGGUCGACAGCCAUGUAAAAGGAAAAAUGACUUGUACAUUGAACCUCAGCUUGAUGAUCAGAACAAAGGCCCCGACAUGGCUUCAGAGUCCUCAGUCAGCAAACCUGCAACCCAUCAGGCCCUCAAUGGUGAUUAUAAAGGAUCAGGCUACCACAAAAGGCACCUUUACCCAGUCUUCCACACAAACACUCAGAGCUGUGCUGACUCCACCUUCACCCUCACCAACGCAGCCCCACAACACCCCUCCUUCAACAUGGGCGAGUGGAAGAGCAUGGAGAAUGGCCUCGAGAAACUGCUGGAUAAAGACUGCCUUCCUAAUAAAGCCUUUGUGGUCACAGGAGUGGUUCCAAGCUUGAACCCUGCGCAGUUUACAACGAACGGCAGGGUGAACGUGCCCAGUCACUUCUGGAAUGCUUACUGUUGUCUCAACAACAAUGACAAGCCCCUCUUUUCAGGAGGGUAUCUCUCCAGUAACGAUAAAGACCCAGGGAAACCUUUUACCAGCGCUUCUGCUCUGGAUCAGGAUCUGACUAACCUUUACCCAGCCCCCUUUCAGGUGUUUGGGGGUCAGUGUGGGUGA
Molecule: messenger RNA, 904 nt
Organism: Clupea harengus (Atlantic herring)
Lineage: Eukaryota; Metazoa; Chordata; Actinopteri; Clupeiformes; Clupeidae
Product: endonuclease domain-containing 1 protein-like
Molecular function (GO): nucleic acid binding; metal ion binding; hydrolase activity
Source: RefSeq, a predicted model, not a curated record